AUGCCACUCUUCAACUCCCAACCUAAACCAGCACCGGCACCACAAGCUCCCGUGAUCGUCACCUGGCAAUGCUCAUGCGGAAGUUUUAAUAGAGUAUACGCAGGUACCGCCACUAGGAAGUGCAAGAGAACAGAUUGUGGGAAGUACUGGGUAUACAAAAAUGGAAAGUGGGAAGAUGAUUAUCAUGGAGGAAAAAGAUCUUAUUAUGAGCCAUGGCAAAGAGACUCUAAUGUUGAUUGA
Molecule: messenger RNA, 240 nt
Organism: Botrytis byssoidea
Lineage: Eukaryota; Fungi; Ascomycota; Leotiomycetes; Helotiales; Sclerotiniaceae
Exons: 1
Coding region: 1-240 (79 amino acids)
Source: RefSeq, a predicted model, not a curated record